Molecule: messenger RNA, 1110 nt
Organism: Colletes gigas
Lineage: Eukaryota; Metazoa; Arthropoda; Insecta; Hymenoptera; Colletidae
Product: odorant receptor 46a-like
Exons: 5
Coding region: 1-1110 (369 amino acids)
Biological process (GO): sensory perception of smell; detection of chemical stimulus involved in sensory perception of smell
Cellular component (GO): plasma membrane
Molecular function (GO): olfactory receptor activity; odorant binding
Source: RefSeq, a predicted model, not a curated record
AUGCGUUUGUUGCGAUCUAUAUUUACAAUUCUCGCUCUGUGCGGUUGUUCGCGACCACCCUCUUGGACCUCGCCGAUCAAAAAGUGUCUGUACACCGUCUACACGUCGUUCGUGUUGAUCAUGGUGCACAGCCUCGUGAUAUCCCAAAUAUUAGACAUAGCGUUCAACGUCGACAAUCAAGACGACUUUAGCGAAAAUUUCUACCUGACGCUCGGGGUCUUUAUAUCUUGUUGCAAGCUGUGCACCCUGUUGCUGCAUCGCGAUAAUUACGCAACGAUGGUCCAGACCCUUCAAAAGGAACCAUUCUCGCCAACGAACACCGACGAGUUCGAGAUCCUGGCGAGAUUCGAGAAAUGGGCGGAAUGGAACACGAUCGUCUACACGAUAUUGCUCGAGUCCUGCGUAACAUGGAUGAUCGCGACGUCGUUUUUCACAGAUUACAAAAGACAUAGAUUACCGUAUCGUGCCUGGGUACCCUACAACUAUUCUUCUUCCUUUUUGUUUACUAUUACUUACACGCAUCAGACAAUCAGUAUAGCGAUCUGCGCGGUUUUGAAUAUAGCCUGCGACAGUUUGUUCAGCGGCCUGCUGAUCCACACGUACUGCCAAUUCGAGAUACUCCGUCAUCGUUUCAAGCACAUCCUAGAAAACGAGAACCUCUCGGCGAAACACUGUGCCCAUCAUCAUGACCAUAUAUACAAAUUCGCCACGAUGGUGAACAAAGAAUUUGAAACGAUAGUACUGCUUCAGUUUCUGGUGAGCAUGUCGAUAUUAUGCUUCGACCUUUAUCGGUUCUUGCAAACCGAACAGCGCACAAAAUUAAUGGAAAUGAUACUUUAUGCAAUAUGUACGCUUAUGCAAAUAUUGUACUACUGUUGGUACGGGAACGAAGUCAGAGUGAAGAGCCUCGAAAUUCCCGACAUGAUAAUCGACAGCAAUUGGGUAUCUCUGGACAACAACGCCAGGAAGAUUUUCCUAAUGAUUAUGAAACGAGCACUGGUGCCCAUUGAAUUUUCCAGCGUGCAUCUUGUACCAGUGGAUCUCAACUCUUUCAAAGUAAUAUUAAAAACUUCUUACUCUGCGUUUAGCAUGCUCCAACAAAGAAGUUAG